AUGGCACAUGCAAUUAAUAAUUUAAAGGAAUUACAAAAAUUGUCCGAAGAUAAAUUAAAGGAUUUUCCAAUUUAUACCGAGAGGAUAAUAAUACCAAGUUCUUUAAAAAAUGCUAUCAACUAUGUUAAUAAUACUUUUACAUUCAACAACGUGUUGCCAAGAUCUAUAAAAGAAAACAACAAAAGUAAAAAAAAUCGGGUUCACUAUACAUGGAAACGAAGAACAUUGUGUACAGUUUCUGAUAAUGAAAAAUAUUCCACAGAAAACUUAUUCGAAGGUAACACCUUUAGUGGCUCUAACGAAAAAGAAACAGGUGUAAAGAAAACACUACUAGAUUAUGAUGGAUCAGAUUUCAUGCAUGAUGCUGAUUUAGAUUCUUUAAAAACACAUGUGCGUGUAAAAAGGGAUAAAUUAGAAUCAGAUUAUAUAAAAGACUUGGUCAAUUCUUUUCCUCAAAACAAUUAUGAUUCCAUUGAUGAAAAUUCUUACGACGAGGACGUUUCGUUUGAUACGAAACGAGAAAUUAAAUCAGACGAAUUUUUAGUAAAUGACGAACAGUCUAACGCAUCUCCAGAUGAGAAUGAUCAACAGAAAAUUCUCAAUGUUCAACCAUUCAUGGUUCCUGCAUACUUUAGUGACGAUACAUCCGCCAGAAGUGAUAUUAUCAGUGCGCCAUCUGACGUUAGUAAGGCAAAUACGUUCGCAAACAAAAAUGUAAGAUUCGUAGAUCAAACAGAAAAGCAGGGAAUGACGUUACAAGAACUGAAAAAUGACGUUAUUUCAAAUCGACGAUCAUACGAGAAUUCAGAAGUUCAAAAUCUACCGGAAGAUCCUAUGUUAGCUGUAGAAUUAGUUAGGAAAAAGCGGAACGAUUACGCAAAAGUACAUGGCAAAAGGAAUUUAGAAAAGAAAACUUCAUCUGGUAUACAAAACCUGAUCGACAGCAAAGGGAAAUCGCACGACAAAGAAAAGCGAUCAAUUCUCGAGUCGCAAAAAUCUGAGAGUCACUUAAUUCCGUCGAGUUUAGUUGCUGCGAAUUUAAAGGCACAUUUAUUACGUAUCAGAAGGAAGACGAAAAGUAAUAAACGUCAUGAAAAGAAUUCGAAACUAAAAAAGGAAAAGAAACAUGCUGGGAAGAAACACAAUACUUCGAAUAAUUCUCAGCGAUCAGUAAAAGAUGUUCGUUCGAAGAAUACGGAUCGAUCGAAAGUGUCUCGCAAGAGAAAAGUGCACGAGGCAAAAAGCGAGGGUAAACCAAAAAUAGAAAUUGAUAGUGUAGUGUCUAAGGAAAAUAAUGACAACAAUUUUCGUCGUAGAUCCGUAAAGUUGAAAAAAUCGAUCAAAGGAACAGACUCCGAAAUUGACGUUUCCUCGAAAAAUAACGAACCAACGUUGCAUGAAAAAUUGAAAGAAGUUAGCGAGAAUAAAAUUGACGAUGUUAAUUCCAAAUUUUCGGAAAAAAAGAGCACACAGUUUGGAAGUGAUGUUAACGAAGUUAAGGCGGGAUCAGACGAAGAUACAAAUUUAUUCGUAACACAGGAUGAAGAACAAGGAGUUUUUAUUAAUGACGAGCAACCGAUACCAUCGUUAGAUGAUAUAAAAUUACGCGCAAAAAGAGAUAAAAACACGCAAUCGCAUCAUGGCUUUCUUAAUAAGGAAGAGGAAUUGAGGUACUAUGAGAAUGUUCGGGAACCUGGGUCAGAAAUGGAUCAGUACGAUAAUCAAGAUGAAAAUCAACCUUCAGUGGGUAACGUAGUAGAAGGUAGUCGAGCAGUAAGAUCGAUCGAAGAAGUGAAACAACUUGCACAGAAACUAGUGUCAAAAGUAAAUGAGCUUCAAAAUUACUUGGACAUCGAAGAGUCCUCAGGAGACAAAAAACGAGAGAAACAAAUUGAAACACGCGCAAUCGACGAUUUAUGCGCGAAUGUUAGCACUGGUUGCGACGUUUUCAAGGAAGCACCUAAGAUCGUUCAAAAAUGUGUACCAACGGCGAACAAUGAGUUUGGAUCGAAAGCAAAAAUUGUCGAAAGAAAAGUAGAUCCAAGUGGAGUUAUCGACGAACGUAAAUUCGCGAAAAUUGCAAAUAAAAAUUCGGUGGAAAAGAAGAGAUCAGUGGUUAGACGCGUUGCAAAAACAUCACCUAACACUUCCAAGGGAAUUCCUAGGCAAAGUGAAAGAAAAUCCCGUCUUAAAUGGGGCAAAUGGACAGACUGGAGUAGCUGUAGCGUCACUUGUGGUAAAGGUCGUCAAAUAAGAUGGCGAUAUUGUUUACGCGACUGUACUACAGCAGAAACUGAAAUGGAAGAGAAGGCUUGUCAAUUGCCAGCUUGCCCGCCUGGUAAAUUUCUUGGUAUAUUUUAA
Messenger RNA from Habropoda laboriosa, 2361 nucleotides. RefSeq lists its product as uncharacterized. The record is from RefSeq and is a predicted model, not a curated record. Lineage: Eukaryota; Metazoa; Arthropoda; Insecta; Hymenoptera; Apidae. The transcript has 3 exons. The coding region runs from base 1 to 2361 and encodes 786 amino acids.